UUUAUUCACAGGGUUUUCCCCAGGUGCCAUAGGCCCCAGUCUUAUUUCACUUGAAUUCAUCUCAGUGUAUUGAGGCAGCACUGGGCCUUAAAGCCAUAAAUCCCUGUCUAUCUUUUGUUAGGGAGACCUCUCCAUGUUGACUUCUCUUUAGGAAGCAGAGACUGAGUGACAGGGAGGGAGUGCCUUGUAGUGUUACAGAAAGCAAAGGCUGGAGGAGGAGACACCUGAUAAAGAAGAGACAGGAACUGGAGGACAAGACUAAAGAAGAAAACCAACAGAAAUUACGGGCAGAAGGGACUCCAAUCUACCCUGCUGGGCUGGAACAUCACAAAGUCGUCAGAUGUCUCCUGGGCCUACAGAAUGUGGCUGUGGCAAGGGCCUGCUAUGGAACAAGUGACAUCUCCAGUUUGACCUGAGAAGCCUGAGACAGGGUCAGUGCCCUCCAGGACGGCCAGUCAGACUCCAUGUUGGUGUCCUGGGACCACUCGAAGAUGCUGCCGAGGCUUCUUGCGUUCUCUACUCUGAGUCUCCUGGCCUGUGGAAGCCCUACCAUAGUUUCCCGAAGAGAGUGGGGAGCAAGCUCACUCACCUGCCGAGUCCCGCUGAGCCUGCCUGUGCCCUACCUCAUCAUAGAAUAGGUUACCAGAAUGCAAUGCCAAGAUCAGAUCACCUGCAGCCAGGUGGUACGGGUCCUACAGUCCCACCAUGUCCACAACAAAGGCUGGUGUGAUGUUGCCUUCAACUUUCUGGUUGGAGAUGAUGGCAAGGUGUAUGAAGGUGUUGGUUGGCAUGUCCAAGGCUUGCACACUCAAGGCUACAAUAAUGUUUCCCUGGGAAUUGCCUUCUUUGGCAGUAAGAUAGGAAGCAGCCCCAGUCCUGCUGCUUUAUCUGCUGUGGAGGACCUGAUCUUCUUUGCCAUCCAGAAUGGUUACCUGUCACCCAAGUACAUUCAGCCUUUUUUCUUAAAAGAAGAGACCUGCUUGGUUCCUCAACACUCAGAGGUACCCAAAAAAGCAUGCCCCAAUAUCACCCCACGGUCUGCUUGGGAAGCCAGAGAGACACACUGCCCUCAGAUGAACCUACCAGCCAAAUUUGUUAUCAUCAUCCACACUGCUGGGGAAAGCUGCAAUGAGUCUGCGGACUGCUUGAUUCGUGUGAGAGACACACAGUCCUUUCACAUAGACAAACAAGAUUUCUGUGAUAUUGCAUAUCACUUUCUAGUGGGUCAAGAUGGUGGAGUAUAUGAAGGAGUUGGCUGGAAUAUUGAAGGCUCUCACACCUAUGGAUACAACGAUAUUGCUCUAGGAAUUGCCUUCAUGGGAAACUUUGUAGAAAAGCCUCCAAAUGAAGCUUCACUGGAGGCAGCCCAGAGUCUGAUCCAGUGUGCUGUAGCCAAAGGGUACCUGGCCUCCAACUACCUGAUAAUGGGCCACAGUGAUGUGUCCAACAUCCUGUCCCCUGGACGGGCAUUAUACAACAUCAUCAAGACGUGGCCUCACUUCAAGCACUGAAAAAGGUCCCAGUGGGGGCUCCAAAUUCCUGGUGGGAAUUUGUCCUUAUCUCUCACUUGGCUCAGCACCUCUGUUCCCUCUCUUCUUCAAAGUGUCACCUAGUUAUCCUUUCUUGUGUUGCAAUUGCAGAGUGUUCUCUUAUGUAUAUCCUUCAAGGUCUCCUGAAGGACACUUUCAAUAAUCUACCCCAUCCCUCACAGAGAUUUAACCUGGCUGUGGUGACAUGUCUGUAAUGGAUUUUGUGUCUCUAGUUAUCUGUGCCUUGUUCUUGGAGUGCACUGAGGACCAACCAGGCAGACCUGUGUUUAUAGGUGUUGUCUGGUGUCUGUGGGUCACCUGUUGCUUGGCUGAGUCCUGAUGAACUGAGAGAGGGGGGAAGGGAGGGAAAGAGAGAGAGAAAGAGAGAGAGAGAGAGAGAGAGAGAGAGAGAGAGAGAGAGAGAGAGAGAGAGAAAGAGAAAGAGAGAACACAAAGCCUUUCUCUUCUGUUGACACCCAGUCCCCAUCAGCUCCUGCUUACCAGGGAAAAGAACUUUUUAUCAUUAUAGGGAGACAGGACUCCCCAACACCUGUCUUUGGUGCUCCUAGGAUUGGGCUUUUGCCUUUAGAGUGUUUUUACAUCGCUUAUAACCUCACAUUUACUCCAAUUGUUUAUUUAUUUUCACAGACCCUUUUCCUUGGAUGUCAUUAGAUUGACUGAGUUCAUGUGUCAUUUUCCCUAAAGCAUCCCAGGAAUGUAAUCAGGAAAAAAUUAGUUGUCUAGUGGUUAAGACUUAGGAAAGACACACCAGCCACUCCUGAUUUGCACAGCAGGGAUAGAUAAAAUGCAAACCUCUUUCGGUCAGAGACUCUCUCGAUAGCAUAGUCCUUUCUGUGUGGUUGGAGGCUGGGUACAGACUUCCCAGCAAAGGGGAAUUUAACACUUCUCAUACAGGAAGUAGUCAUAGUUGUAGUCAUGAGAUGAUAAGAACAAGUCUCACCCAAAGGCACCUGCCAGGUUUUAAAAGAACCUCUUGACAUUCAUGUACUAGAAACCCAGUCUCUAAUAAUCAGUAGUGAUGACAGAUGGACCUUUUUAGAUGCAACUAAUUAUUAAUAUUGUUACUGUAAGAGUGAGUUUGUUAAUAAAAUGAGUGUGCUCCCCCA
Messenger RNA from Mastomys coucha (southern multimammate mouse), 2656 nucleotides. RefSeq names its product peptidoglycan recognition protein 3. Bases 648 to 1511 code for a protein of 287 amino acids. The transcript has 9 exons. The record is from RefSeq and is a predicted model, not a curated record. Lineage: Eukaryota; Metazoa; Chordata; Mammalia; Rodentia; Muridae. Gene Ontology annotation, molecular function: N-acetylmuramoyl-L-alanine amidase activity; zinc ion binding. Gene Ontology annotation, biological process: peptidoglycan catabolic process.